Messenger RNA from Durio zibethinus, 1095 nucleotides. RefSeq names its product GDSL esterase/lipase 1-like. Gene Ontology annotation, molecular function: lipase activity. The record is from RefSeq and is a predicted model, not a curated record. Lineage: Eukaryota; Viridiplantae; Streptophyta; Magnoliopsida; Malvales; Malvaceae.
AUGGCAAGUUUAAGGGCUCAUAUUUGUUGCUUGCUUUCCUAUGCAACCUUUCUCAGCCUCAUUAGCUGUGAUACCCUUCGUGAAAAUCAUGUUGCUUUAUUCAUCUUUGGUGACUCACUAUUUGAUCCAGGAAACAACAACUAUAUCAACACAACUGCUAAUUAUCAGGCAAAUUUCUGGCCAUAUGGUGAAACUUUCUUCAAUCACCCCACGGGCAGGUUUUCUGACGGGCGUAUAAUUCCUGAUUUUAUUGCCGAGUACGCAGGGCUACCAUUAAUUCCUGCAUAUAUGCAACCUGAUAAUAAAAAUUUCAUAGAUGGAGUGAACUUUGCAUCUGGAGGAGCUGGCGCUCUUAUUGAAACUCACCAAGGAUACGUUAUAGGCCUAAAAACUCAAGUAAGUUACUUCAAGAAAGUUAAGAAAUCGUUGCAACAGGAAUUAGGUGAUGCGAAAGCCCACAAAUUGUUGUCCAGAGCUGUUUACUUGAUUAGCAUAGGAACAAAUGAUUACUUGUUCCCUUUUAGCAGAAACUCAAGCGUGCGUCAAUCAUAUUUGGAAGAAGAAUUUGUUGCAAUGGUAAUAGGAAACAUGACUAUUUCAAUCAAAGAAAUAUACAAGAAAGGAGGAAGGAAGUUUGGGUUUGUGAAUUUGAUGCCGUUGGGUUGUUUGCCAAGCAUGAGAGCAAAUCUGGGAAGGAGAGGUUCUUGCGUGGAUGAACUAACUAAGCUAGCACAACUGCACAAUAAAGCAUUAGUUGUUGCCCUCCAGAAUCUGAAGAACCAAUUGGGAGGGUUCAAAUAUUCAUGUCACAACUUCUACGAAUCUGUCAGCAAACGGUUGAGCAAACCUUCAAAAUAUGGUUUCGAGGAAGGGAAGACUGCAUGUUGCGGCAGUGGUCCGUACAGAGGAAUUUUGAGUUGCGGUGGAAAGAGGGGGAUAAAAGAAUACCAAUUAUGUGAAAAUGUGAGUGAACAUUUGUUCUUUGAUUCUGUUCAUCCCACAGAAAAGGCCAGCCAGCAAAUUGCAGAGCUAAUGUGGACUGGAACUGUCAAUAUCACAAGACCCUAUAAUCUCAGAGCACUGUUUGAAGCAUAA